Vitis riparia (riverbank grape) is the source of this 1128-nucleotide messenger RNA. RefSeq names its product F-box/LRR-repeat protein At1g67190-like. The coding region runs from base 1 to 1128 and encodes 375 amino acids. The transcript has a single exon. Gene Ontology annotation, molecular function: protein binding. Lineage: Eukaryota; Viridiplantae; Streptophyta; Magnoliopsida; Vitales; Vitaceae. The record is from RefSeq and is a predicted model, not a curated record.
AUGGAGCACCUUCCUACUGAACUCAUAGGGAACAUCAUUUCUCGGCUAGGACCUGCCCGAGAUGUUGUAAUAGCCUCUACAACUUGUAAGCAAUGGCGACACGCCUUCUGCUCUCACCUUCCCACUCUUUCGUUCAGUUCAAAUGAUUGGCCCUCGGACCAUGGUACCAGUCAAUUAGAAAUACUUGUAUCUCGAACGUUAUUACAAACCACGGGAUUGCAAGGUCUAUCGAUUUCAAUGGACGAGAUUGGUGAGUUUUCGGCUUCCGUGGUUAUUUCCUGGCUUACGGGGGUCGAUCCCAAUUACCAAGGGUUCUCUUGUCUGAAAUCCCUCUCCCUGAAAUAUGUCAGUAUUUCGGCUUUGGAUCUGAGUCUUUUGCUGACUGCCUGCCCAAAAAUUGAAAUUCUGGACCUUGUCAAUCUAGAGAUAGCAAUGUCAGAUACACAGCACAAGGUUGAACUGCGCAGUCCCACGUUAAAGAGUAUUUGUGUUGAACAAAUCAGUUUGGAUGAGUUCAUAUUGGAGGCUGAUAGUCUUGAGCGUUUGCAUUUGAAAGAUUGCCAGCUCAAGCUCAUUAAACUGGUUGGUAAGGGUACUUUGAAGCAGUUGGUGAUCGAUUAUGUUACUUCUAAUGCUGUUACUUCUACACACCUUGAUAUCGGUGAUAAUCUUCUUGAAAAUCUUGAGGUUGUAGAUAUCUACGAAUUCACAAUCAUUUGGCCACAGUUCUACAAGAUGAUAUCAAGAUCAUCAAAACUGAGAAGGCUACGGCUCUGGGAUGUGUUCUUUGAUGACAAAAAUGAGAUUGUGGAUUUGGAAACAUUUUCUGUUUGCUUCCCACAGCUAAGCCAUCUUUCUUUGUGGUACGUGUACUUAAGAGAUGGAGUUCAUUAUGCUUUACCAGGCUCUUCUCAUUUGGAGAAUGUGAUUGAAAUGGAGCUUGGAUGGACUACAAUAAAUGAGCUCUUCCCAGAUUGGGUUGAGGGAUUGGUUAAACGAUGCCCAAAUCUUAGGAAGUUGGUCAUUCAUGGGCAAGAUAUGGAUUCCGAAGAAACAGAGGAAUGCAUGAGACUUACAUCAUUGAUUAAACACCUCAUCAAUGAUAAAUAUGAGCACGUAGAGGUUUAA